Molecule: messenger RNA, 1105 nt
Organism: Mytilinidion resinicola
Lineage: Eukaryota; Fungi; Ascomycota; Dothideomycetes; Mytilinidiales; Mytilinidiaceae
Product: putative maleylacetate reductase
Exons: 2
Coding region: 1-1074 (357 amino acids)
Cellular component (GO): mitochondrion
Molecular function (GO): maleylacetate reductase activity; metal ion binding; alcohol dehydrogenase (NAD+) activity
Source: RefSeq, a predicted model, not a curated record
AUGGCUAGCUUUGAGUACAACGGAAACCCCAGCCGAGUCAUAUUUGGCUCAGGCACACUGUCGAUGCUGGCCGCGGAGCUGGCACGGCUCGAAGUGUGCACGCCUCUCUUUCUCUCCACGCCGGAGCAACAAGGUCCCACCCUCGAGCUGGCCAAGUCUCUCGGAGCGCGCGCCGACCAUCUCUUUGCUGAAGCAACUAUGCACACGCCCCUCCACAUCACCGAGAAAGCACUGGGCGUUGCAAACACGUGCGGAGUUGACAGCUUCGUUUCGCUCGGCGGUGGCAGCACCAUUGGGCUCGGUAAGGCGCUCAGCGUGCGGACCGGUCUGGUGCAUAUUUGCAUCCCGACCACGUAUGCGGGUAGUGAGAUGACCCCGAUACUGGGUGAGACGGUCAACGGGCUCAAGACGACGCGCAGAGAUCCAGCGAUACUUCCCACUACAGUCAUUUAUGACGUCGACCUUACACUCACACUACCCGCCAUGAUGAGUGCUACUAGUGGGAUAAACGCAAUUGCGCACGCAGUGGAGGCUCUCUAUGCAGCCAACAAAAAUCCAAUUGUCAGCGUCCUCGCGCUUGAAGGCAUACGACCUCUUGCCCGAUCACUUCCGACUCUGGUCUCGUCGCCAAGCGAUAUCAGUGCCAGGAAAGAUGCCUUGUUCGGCGCGUGGCUUUGCGGAUUUUGCCUCGGUAGCGUCGAUAUGGCACUUCACCACAAACUUUGCCACACCCUCGGAGGUUCUUUCAAUCUCCCUCACGCCGAGACACAUACGAUCAUUCUACCACAUGCUCUCGCGUACAACGCUCCCGCAAUCCCGGAAGCCAUGCAGAAACUUGCAGAGGUGCUGCCGGACAGUGACGGAGAUGCAAUUAAGGGACUGAAUGUGUUAUUAGAACGACUAGGCGUAAGAACAGCACUAAAAGAUUUCGGUCUGACAGAAGAAGAUGUCACCAAGGCGGCUGAGAUCGCACUGUCAAAGCCGUAUCCUAACCCGAGAACGCUUGAAAUGGCUUCGAUUCAAGAACUUAUUCGGAGGGCUUGGGUAGGAGAAAAGGCUAGAGCAGAUCUGUAGAUUCCACGCAAAUGGAUUAGUUGGUAUUUGG